AUGGAAAUCCUUCGUUGGAAUGAAGACUUGAAAAAACAUUGCCGCCGUCCCCUUUCACUUGGCCGCGACGCCACCUCAUCAGUUAGUACAAAAGUGGUGCCGCAAAUCACCGAUGAUGCUGCGGUCACUAAGAUCCCCAGCGAGUUCUUUGCAAGACUGAAAAUGAGAUUGUCGACGCGACUUGGUCAAGUAGACCCCACUGGCGAGCAAGACUUUUGGUCUUGGGCCUUGUCGCCAAACCACAUCCGGUUGAGCCAGUCAUCGCAUGAGCUUAUUCCACCAUUGUUGACUUUGUCAGGUUCUUGA
This is a messenger RNA of Durusdinium trenchii, 306 nucleotides long. The record is from the annotation of a GenBank genome assembly. NCBI's taxonomy places the organism in Eukaryota, Dinophyceae, Suessiales, Symbiodiniaceae.